AUGCGCACGCUCCCCCUCCUCUUGUCCCUCGUCGCGGGAGCUUCAGCUGGCACCGUUUUGGCUCCCGUGAACAAGAAGAAGCUGGACAUCCCAUCAACGCUCCACAAACGCGACGGUACACUGAACCUCGAUGGCUUCAACAACAUCUCGGGCGGUGGCUACUACGCCAAGUUCGAAGUCGGCACGCCGCCUCAAGAACUCAGUUUCCUCCUCGACACGGGCAGCAGCGAUACUUGGGUGAAUUCGGACGACACCGACUUGUGUAACGACCCUGAGUUGCAGGCUCAGAUUGGCUCAUGCUACGCCACAUGCAUUAGCACAUACAAAGUUCUCGAUCGCAAUGGCUUCGACAUUAAGUAUCUUGAUAGCCGUCGCAUCGAGGGCGACUACUUCGAGGACACCGUAACCAUUGAUGGCAAGAAGAUCAAGAAGCAGCAGCUUGGUCUCGCCGUCACCUCUGUCCGCCCAACUGGCAUUAUGGGCCUGGGCUUCUCCGCUAACGUCGCCGCCGAGAAGCCGUAUCCCGCCAUUGUCGAUACCAUGGUCUCUCAGGGCUUGAUCGAAAGGGCGGCUUUCAGUCUCUGGCUCAACGACCUCUCCGCCGAUGAUGGAAACAUCCUUUUUGGCGGUAUCGACAAGUCCAAGUUUGUCGGCAAGCUCGCUACCCUGCCCCUCGUGGCUUCAGCCAGUUCCUUAGACGGCAACGUCACCUCGUUCGCCGUCAACAUCAGGAAUAUGGAGGUCACGAUACCGAGCGGCCAAACCAAACUCAGCCUUGAGGGCUUGGGCUCCGGCUCUGUUGCCAUCCUCGACUCUGGCUCCACCAUAUCCCUUAUUCCUGACAGCCAAGUCAAGGAUAUCUACGACCGCUUCGACAUUCUCUCCCUCGGCUCCAGUGCGGUCCCCUUGGUUGACUGCGCCUACGCCAAUGACAAGGGUGAUGGCAUCAGUUUUGAGUUCGAGUUCAAGGACAAGACCAUCUCAGUCCCCAUGGACGAGAUGGUGAUUAAUGCCUUUGCAGACCAGCAGAGCGCAUUCGAAGACCCGCGAUUAGACCAGUAUUUUGGUGACUGGGAUGGUGUCUGCAUGUUCGGCCUCAGCGCCGCCAGCAACUACGGUGUCAGUCCCAAGGGCUUCUUCCUCCUUGGCGACACAUUCCUGCGUUCCGCCUACGUUGUCUACGAUCUUGCCAACGAGCAGCUGGGCAUUGCUGAGGCCAACCCCGGCUCCAGCAAGAGCGACAUUGUGGAGCUGAACGCUGACGACAAGGAUUUCCCUGAUAUCCAAGGUGUCGCCACUGGCCACCUGGUCCCUGCCCUCAUGGCUAUGUUCAUGAUGGGUUUGGGUGCUUUGGUGACAGUUCUGUAA
Messenger RNA from Fusarium vanettenii 77-13-4, 1368 nucleotides. RefSeq lists its product as uncharacterized. The transcript has 4 exons. Gene Ontology annotation, biological process: proteolysis. Gene Ontology annotation, molecular function: aspartic-type endopeptidase activity. The coding region runs from base 1 to 1368 and encodes 455 amino acids. Lineage: Eukaryota; Fungi; Ascomycota; Sordariomycetes; Hypocreales; Nectriaceae. The record is from RefSeq and is a predicted model, not a curated record.